ACCACGGCCCACGGGAACGAGUGGGGAAAACCAAAAUUUCGUCAAGUCCCCACCGCAUUCGCUCAAACCCUAGCACAUUUCCUCCUCCGCCGCCAACCAUCUCUUCUUCUCUCCCCAGCGUCGUGUAAAGCAGCCCCCAGCCACAGAUCCAGCCUCCGUCUCACCCCUCGCCACCUCAACCGUGAAUACCACCCGUCGCUCCACAGUCUCGUGGCGGCGCGAUCCUUCCUCCCAUGUCCAGAUCCGCGCUCCUCGCGUCUUCGUGACCUGCCGGAACCCGCCGAUGCUCCGCGGUGGUUGCUAGCAUACGCUGCAGUACACGUCGUCCUGGCGCCUGUUAUCCACCUUCCCUGGCCCGUCGACCACUUCUCCCUCUUCGUCGCCAUCGGGAAGCAGCGCCCGAGAGCUGGACAAGCCUAGCUCGGCCAUGAGUUUUCGGCACUUUGGACAUGGAAUCUGUGUCUCCGCGGCGGCUAUUUCCCGGAUCCAGAGUGAGCUCAAGAUCAACAGCAGGUUUCUGCAGAGGUUUCCAAGCCCGGCUUCCUGGAGGAGCUCUCCCUGUGCAGCUGUUCGACCGGAGAGGAGAAGGGGAGCAGUGUGUACCGUUCGGGUGCGAUUCAAUCUAUCAUGGAGACGAGCGCAUCCUCCAGGAAGCCCUGAAGGCUCUCGCUGAAGAAGACCAAGGCCGAGAAGGACCCCAACAAGCCCAAGCAUCCCCGAGCGCCUUCUCCGUUUUCAUGAGUGGUUUAGGAAAUACUACAAGGCGAAGCAUCCCAACAAUAAGCUGGUCUCUAGUCCGCAAGGCCAGUGGUGAGAAUUGAAAGUCCCUAUCUGAUGUUGUAAGUGGACUGCCUGUUGGUUUUGAUAUUAGUUACCAGUCAGCAAUACAGUACUACUGUGUUGUUGUGUUUGAAUGUAGGUCUUCUGGCGUGAUUUCCAUUCUUCUUGUUCUUACGUUCAAAUUGGAAAUAUAUCAUUACAUAUAAUGCUUGCACACUGAUUACUUUUUCUUUCAUUAAAUAAAUACUUGCCAUUCCUUGCUUAAUUUGGAUUACUCUUCUGCAUAGUGUUGUAUUUUCAUGUAAUUUGUAGUGUUUAAUUCCUUUGUAGUAUACAUUUGAUUUCAUUUCCCUUUUCCUCACAAAUACAGUAUUUAUUGAUAGCUGGUUAUUACUUUGAUAGCUAUGACUUCUUUUUGGCUCUGCCAGCUGCCUUUAUUGUUGACAGUCCGUGAAGUAGGGAGUGCAUCGAGGGGAGCUCGCCAUCAUCCCAAGCCUUUGGUUUUAUCUGUUAUCAACUAAAUUUCCUCUAUUUAAUAUGAUGCUGUAUGUUUUGAUAGCUUGGGUUCUCCUUUCGGGUGCUCAGUAUACAAGAAAAGUCUAAACAGUUUUUCUGGCGUUUAGGCUUGGGAUGUAUAGAUAUUUGAAGUUGAUAAAUGUAAUUGUUUUCUGUUGAAAAUGUUUACUGUACUAUUGGUGAA
Molecule: messenger RNA, 1480 nt
Organism: Lolium perenne
Lineage: Eukaryota; Viridiplantae; Streptophyta; Magnoliopsida; Poales; Poaceae
Source: RefSeq, a predicted model, not a curated record